This is a messenger RNA of Frankliniella occidentalis (western flower thrips), 2292 nucleotides long. It is a transcript of the gene NO66, whose product is annotated as ribosomal oxygenase 1. Gene Ontology annotation, cellular component: nucleolus. Lineage: Eukaryota; Metazoa; Arthropoda; Insecta; Thysanoptera; Thripidae. The transcript is spliced from 11 exons. The record is from RefSeq and is a predicted model, not a curated record. Bases 148 to 1977 code for a protein of 609 amino acids. Gene Ontology annotation, molecular function: histone H3K4 demethylase activity; histone H3K36 demethylase activity.
UUUAUUUUGACAGUCUGUUUUUCAGUAUCCACUGUGAAUUCUCUGUCGUCUGUUCAUCGGGCUGUGUACUUCGUUCCGGAGAUUUUCGUUGAUUCCAUUGAAAAGACAGUGCACCUUCCACACGUGCUUCACCCGCGCCGGCGGAAAAUGGUUGCUGCACCGGUAUCUGCGUUUGAAAUGUAUCAAAAUCAAAAGAAAAAAUCCAAAAAUAGGUCGUCCAAGAAAAAAGACAAAAACAAGCAGGCUGUUAAAAUAACACCCAUGGUCUCAGCAGAGCUUCUUAAAGCUGUUUCUGGAAAAUCAAAGAGGGAUGAGGCAGAUGCUGAGCAGCCUUCGAACGCUUUGUCAAAUAAUGAGGAAUUGCAAUUCAAUAUUGUUGAAGGUUCAAAUCAUAAGAAGAAGAUGGGUCAGGACAAGCAGGUAGAUGCAGAAAUAACUAGCCCUAAGAAGAAAAAUAAGAAGAAGAAGAAGGUUCAAACUGAAAAUUUGGUGGGUACUGAUGACAAGGUCAGCGAAGAACUGACUCCCGAACCAAAUAUUUCUCAUAAUUUAAAUUCGAAGAAAAUAAAAUCCAAACCGAAGAGUGUCUCGUCUCCAUCUGAAUCUAUUUCUCUAUCCAAGGCUGACAGUAGCAUUGAAUCAGCUGAAAAGUUUUUCUCUUGGAUGAUUGAUCCUAUUGCAAAAGAUGAUUUUUUCAGCCUAUAUUGGGAGAAGAGGCCAGUACACAUAAGUCGAGAAGCUAAUCGGGACUAUUAUACUAAUAUUUUAUCCACCAAAGCUAUUGACGAGAUGUUCAGGAAACACAAUAUUCUCUUUGGUAAAAAUAUUGACGUCACAUCAUACAGCAAUGGAAAGCGAGAAACUUUAAAUUCUAUUGGUCGUGCCCAUGCAGCUGUUGUCUGGGACUAUUAUCGCAAUGGGUGUAGUGUAAGACUCCUCAAUCCUCAGACAUAUCACACUCAGUUAAGAGAAUUAAAUACCAGACUUCAGGAAGUAUUUGGUUCAUUUGUUGGAGCUAAUGCGUAUCUCACGCCUCCAAAUUCUCAGGGAUUUGCCCCGCAUUAUGAUGAUAUUGAAGCAUUUGUUUUGCAAAUUGAAGGCAGCAAAAUGUGGAGAGUUUAUGCCCCAAGGGAUUCAAGUGAGAAACUACCCCGAACUUCUAGUCCCAAUUUCACUCAAGAAGAAAUUGGGGAACCUAUUUUGGAAGUCCUAGUUAAAGCUGGAGACCUACUCUACUUUCCUCGUGGUUUUAUUCAUCAGGCCAGCACUGUUCCUGGAGAACACUCUCUCCAUGUGACAGUGUCAACUUACCAAAGGAACUCUUGGGCAGAUUUACUAGAGAAGCUAGUCCCUGCCGCUUUAGCUAAUGCCAUUGAGGAAGAUGAAGAAUUUCGCAAAGGAGUGCCCCUUGAUGUGAUGAGCCAUAUAGGUGCUGUGCACUCUGAUUCAGAGACUCCAGGCCGAGAAGCUGUUAUGAAGAAGUUAAAAAAGCUGUUCUCAAAGCUCUUUGAAUACGCACCUGUUGAUGCUGCUGCUGACCAAAUGGCUAAGGAAUACAUUCAUGAUGCCCUUCCUCCCUGUUUGUCAUCUGAUGAGAAGAAGUGUUCAGUGCUUGAGAACAGCGAGAGAAUGGGUUCAAAUGGAAAAUUACAAGGAGCAGUUGUUUUGACUCCAGACACAUGCAUACGUCUGACUCGCUCUAAUGUAUUAAGAUUGGUGUCUGAAGAGGAACCAGACACCUUAAAAAUUUAUCACUCAAUGGAAAAUUCUCUUGAAUAUCAUGGGGAGGAGCUCCAAUUCAUUGAAAUUCCCCUGAACUUUGCUCCAGCUGUUGAGCAUUUAAUUCAUUCAUAUCCUAGCUUUACUGCUAUCUCUGAUCUUCCCCUUGAUCAAGAUUCAGACAAGGUACAAAUCACAACUGAGCUAUGGGAAAGAGGUCUUGUCCUUACUGAGAAACCGUUGUCCUCUCUGGAGUAAAUAACUUGUGUGAGUAUGUCUUUCGCUAGUGCCAUCUUUAAUUAGUAAGGUGCUCCUAGUAUUGCCUCUUUUGAAACCAUUGAAAGAACCUCUUGGAUGAUAACUUCCUGAAAAUUCAGUUGACUGACUCAAGGUUUCAAAUACUUGUAAGAUUAUGUUAGUACACCAGUAUGGUGUAAUGUGGACUGUGAUCACUAGCUGAUGUGCUUGGAGCAGCUUUCUUUCCUGUCAACUUUUUGUUGUCAUUUAUUUGAAGUUUUAUUCUGUAUGGAAUUUCUGAAUAGAAAGUUAAGGAAGAAAUCCAACUCUCACUUA